CUGGGCGCCGGGUGCAGACGCUCCGCUGCAAGCUCGACCCGAGGCCGAUGCCUGCGCUCGCGCCGCCGGGUGGGAAGCAUGAGGCCGCAGCUGGAGCAGCCACCCUAUGAUUGGCUGUGGCGCUGGUGAACCCGAAGUAAAGAUGGCGGGCGGGCAGGCAGCCGCCGCACUGCCCACUUGGAAGAUGGCGGCUCGCCGCAGCCUCAGUGCCCGCGGCCGGGGGCUCCUGCAGGCGGCGGGGCGGCUGCUGCCGCUGCUACUGCUGAGCUGCUGCUGCGGCGCGGGCGGCUGCGCGGCGGCCGCCGAGAGCGAGGAGACGGUGAUCAUCGGGCUGCGGCUGGAGGACACGAACGACGUGUCGUUCAUGGAAGGAGGGGCGCUGCGGGUGAGCGAGCGGACCCGGGUCAAGCUGCGGGUGUACGGGCAGAACAUCAACAACGAGACCUGGUCCCGCAUCGCCUUCACCGAGCACGAGCGGCGGCGCCACAGCCCCGGCGAGCGCGGGCUGGGGGGUCCCGCGCCCCCGGAGCCGGACAGCGGCCCCCAGCGCUGCGGCAUCCGCACCUCAGACAUCAUCAUCUUGCCCCACAUCAUCCUCAACCGCCGCACCUCGGGCAUCAUCGAGAUCGAGAUCAAGCCGCUGCGCAAGAUGGAGAAGAGCAAGUCCUAUUACCUGUGCACGUCGCUCUCCACGCCCGCCCUGGGCGCCGGGGGUCCGGGGUCCGCGGGCGGCGCCGUCGGGGGCAAGGGUGGCUCCGGGGUGGCGGGGCUCCCCCCACCCCCGUGGGCCGAGACCACCUGGAUUUACCACGAUGGCGAGGACACCAAGAUGAUCGUGGGUGAGGAGAAGAAGUUCUUGCUGCCCUUCUGGCUGCAGGUGAUCUUCAUUUCGUUGCUCCUGUGCCUGUCGGGGAUGUUCAGCGGCCUCAACCUGGGGCUCAUGGCCCUGGACCCCAUGGAGCUGCGCAUCGUGCAGAACUGCGGCACCGAGAAGGAGAAAAAUUAUGCCAAGCGCAUUGAGCCCGUGCGCAGGCAGGGCAACUACCUGCUGUGCUCGCUGCUGCUGGGCAACGUGCUGGUCAAUACCACUCUCACCAUCCUGCUCGACGACAUCGCGGGCUCGGGCCUCGUGGCGGUGGUGGUCUCCACCAUCGGCAUCGUCAUCUUCGGGGAGAUCGUGCCCCAGGCCAUCUGCUCCCGGCACGGCCUGGCUGUGGGAGCCAACACCAUCUUCCUCACCAAGUUUUUCAUGAUGAUGACCUUCCCCGCCUCUUACCCGGUCAGCAAGCUGCUGGACUGCGUCCUGGGCCAGGAGAUAGGCACGGUCUAUAAUCGGGAAAAACUGCUGGAGAUGCUCCGGGUCACUGACCCCUACAACGACCUCGUGAAGGAGGAGCUGAACAUCAUCCAAGGGGCGCUGGAGCUCCGCACCAAGACGGUGGAGGAUGUGAUGACUCCCCUCCGGGACUGCUUCAUGAUCACCGGGGAGGCCAUCCUGGACUUCAACACGAUGUCGGAGAUCAUGGAGAGCGGCUACACUCGCAUCCCAGUGUUUGAGGGGGAGCGCUCCAACAUCGUGGACCUCCUCUUUGUCAAAGACCUGGCCUUCGUGGAUCCAGAUGACUGUACUCCCCUGAAAACCAUCACUAAGUUUUAUAACCACCCCUUGCACUUUGUUUUCAAUGACACCAAGUUGGACGCUAUGCUGGAAGAAUUUAAGAAAGGUAAAUCUCACCUGGCUAUUGUGCAGCGAGUAAACAAUGAGGGAGAGGGGGAUCCAUUUUAUGAAGUUCUGGGAAUUGUCACCUUAGAAGAUGUGAUUGAAGAAAUCAUCAAAUCUGAAAUUCUAGAUGAAACAGAUUUAUACACUGAUAACAGAACUAAAAAGAAAGUGGCCCAUCGAGAAAGAAAGCAAGACUUUUCUGCCUUUAAGCAGACUGACAGCGAGAUGAAGGUUAAAAUAUCACCCCAGCUCCUCCUGGCCAUGCACCGCUUCCUCGCCACAGAAGUAGAAGCAUUUAGCCCAUCCCAGAUGUCAGAGAAGAUCCUUCUAAGGCUGCUAAAGCACCCCAAUGUCAUCCAGGAACUGAAGUAUGAUGAGAAGAACAAGAAAGCCCCCGAAUACUACCUCUACCAGCGAAACAAACCUGUAGACUACUUCGUUCUCAUUUUGCAGGGGAAAGUGGAAGUAGAGGCUGGGAAAGAAGGUAUGAAGUUUGAAGCCAGUGCUUUUUCCUACUAUGGUGUAAUGGCCCUCACAGCCUCACCAGGUACUUCUCAAGAGCCCCUUCAGCACCUCUUGAGAAUCAUCCCACGUGAUUCAGUAUGCUGAGAAAAAGCCUCAGGGAGAUGAAAGGACAGAGAAAAACUGAUCCUCUCAGAAAUAAAGAUUCAUUAGGCAUCAAACCCAUUCUCACUAAUCCUGUUGCAUCAGUAGGUGACUGAAAUACAUAUCUUUAGUAUACUAAAGAAACUGAAGAAUAGAUGUAACAUUGAGGUGGGAGGAUGCCAAAGCUUUCAGUGAGGUCUGUGCAAAGACUUAAUGCUAAAUAAAGAGAAGUCUGUGACUCACCUCCUGAGUAGACGAUACCAUGCUGUAAGGGACCUGUGUAGGUACCAAUUUUCAGCUUGCCAGUUUUCUGUGUGAAGAGAUAAGGUCUUUAUAAUUCCUUAUCAAUAUUCUAUUACAAUCGCUACCCAAAAUGCUACUUGGCUGAUAGCCAAAUGAAUAGCACUUUAGAAUUUUAUUCUUUUGAACUAUUUGGCUAUCUCAAUUAAGAUCUUAGAUUGAUUUCAAAAGUGCUAUGGCUAAUAACUUAAAAAUACCUGUUUCUCAGACUAGGAAUGGGAAUGGAGAAACAUGAAGGACAAUGUGCUAGCAGACAGAUCAUCCUCUCAACUUACAGUAUCCACUUGACGCAGUACUGUGCCUUCUCCAAAAAAGAGUGGUUUCCGUGCAUCCACCAAGAUCAGGUCAAAGUAGGACUGCCAAGGUCUAUGAGAACUCCCAGGCUGAUAAAGAAGAAUCAGGAAAUGCUAAAACAUCCUCCUUACCUUAUUAAGGCACUAAUAUUUAAUCUUACUCAGAUGCAAGGAAUGUUGAAAUACUAAAAGUAUAAUUAGAAGACCCCACUAGUCUAUUAAAAUCAUACUGUGUCUCAGAAGCCACAUUCUUUUCAAAGCAGGCAAGGUAAAAAUAUAAAUCAACUAAUCUAUUUUAAAUCAUUUCAUCUACUAUGUAUUAUCUCAUCAAUUUAAUAUAUGAAAGAAAUUGUGUUCUCUGACAUGGGCUAAAAGAGCCUAAGUGGGUGUAAGGAAAGAUACAAAUACUCAAGCGACAUUAAGAAAUAGGUGCAUCAUCAUCAGAACUGAAGUGUAUAAUCGUGGAAUAAUAGGAAUUUUACUGGUUAUUUCUCAGAAUGAUGACUCGAGGUAAACACUGGUCUUAUGACCCAUAUUGCAGGCUAAUCACAGCACUAAUGUAGAAGUUAUACCCACUAUUUAUUUCCAUCCUGAAAUAGAACCACAGAAUUAGCCUUUAAGGCCAAGCUGAAGAAUACUGUUUACUGUACAUUUGAGUAAUCUGAAAACUGGAAUUUACUGAAUUUAUUCAAAGCAGCAUAGGACUCAAAUCCCCCAGUUAUGUGACAAAUUGCAACAAUAUUCACUUAAAUCUAAGUGAAGCCAUACCAUAGGAAUGAAGACCCUGCAAGAUUAACUCUUCUUUUGGCAUAAAACUCAGCAUGAAUUAACAGGAGAAUAUAGAUGUUGUCAAGAAUACACUCCUUUGUUUCUUUUAAUCAGACCUUCCUCAACCAAAAGUUCCUUUCAUUGUCAUACAAAUGUAACAUUCUGCGUAGAAUUUCUUGUUAUAAAAUUAUUCUUGGUCAAUAGCUCUUAUUUUUGCCUACCCAGUAUUCAUGUUGCUAGUGCCUUUCAAUUCUACUAAUUCACACAUUACUUCUAAUGUUAGUAAAGAUUUCUGGAUGGUUCCUGACCAAUUCCUUACCCUUAAUAUUCCAGGAUGAUUAAAUGUAUUCAUUAUUACUAAAGCAAUGUUCUAUAUAAGUUACAUGUAGUAGUACCUUGGGGCCAUGUGGGAAAUCAAACAGGUAGGUCAUAAUUUUCUGGAGGGGUAGAAAAAAAAUCAACAUGAGAUUCACACAUAAUACUUGCAAAAGACAUGCAACAUCUAAAAAAAUUGAAAGCUUUUUCAUAAGACAUGUCUUUUCCUCUAAAGUUUAUGAAAUCAUGGCAGUGGACAUCAGAAAUUAAUGAUUCACUAUAACCAACAAAACCUAACAUUUUCAGAGAACAGAGGCUUCUUCUAGGAGAUAUUUUUGUAUACUCAUCCAUUUAUCUCUAUCCAGUUCUCCUAGUGGACUGGAACAUUAGAAUACUAGACAGAUGGACGUAAGGGGCAUCUGAGGUCAGGGCAUAGAGAAAAUCAUGGACUCAUUUGGAAAUAACACAUACCUUGGCCUUCUUAUUACUGUUCCUAGAUCAACCAAGUCAGUGAACCACUGGCCUUAUAAGACAGCUCACUCCCAAAUAAUUGGAUUUCUAAAUCAAGAAUUUAUAUAGAGUAUUGAGGGGGAAGAGCUGAGCUUCUUGCUGCUACUACAAAUUUAUUAACUGUCUUAGCAAAAAGUAAGAUGGAGUUAAGGAAUUAUAUCAACUUUUCUACAUGUUUUAAUCAUUGCAAAAAAAAUUUUAAGAGGUAAAUUUUGAUAAUUAAAAUCAAAACAUCUUUGCACCAUCCAUUGCUCUCUAGCUCCCAAAUGCAUAUAUAUAUAUACGUGUAUGUGUGUAUAUAUAUGUGUAUGUGUGUGUAUAUAUGUGUGUGUGUGUAUAUAUAUAUUGCACAGGUAUAUAUGCAUGUGCAAUAAAGGAUGUGACUCUCAAGUUGAUAUAUAUAAUGCAUCAAAGAAAUAUACAUGCCAUUUCAAUUAUUUCAAGUAUUUUAAACCCCAAAAUCAAAGCCUUCAAAUAGCCAAUUGUAAUCAGGGAAAGAAUCAAAAGAAAUAUUUUGAAAUAUUUGAGAACUAUGUUAUAGCCUUAAUCCUAUGUAUCUUUGUUUUUUUCACUCUGAAACAACAAAACAAUGGGGGAAAAACUACUCAAUAAAUUACUAUCCUCACCUCAUCUUCACAGUUCUUUACACCAAAAAAAUUCCUCUAUACAAACCAAUAAGAAUAUUAAGC
Messenger RNA from Talpa occidentalis (Iberian mole), 5204 nucleotides. It is a transcript of the gene CNNM2, whose product is annotated as cyclin and CBS domain divalent metal cation transport mediator 2. Gene Ontology annotation, cellular component: plasma membrane. Gene Ontology annotation, biological process: transport; magnesium ion homeostasis. The transcript is spliced from 6 exons. Lineage: Eukaryota; Metazoa; Chordata; Mammalia; Eulipotyphla; Talpidae. The record is from RefSeq and is a predicted model, not a curated record. Bases 107 to 2332 code for a protein of 741 amino acids. Gene Ontology annotation, molecular function: magnesium ion transmembrane transporter activity.